UCUUCUCUCUCGCUCUCGCCAUGUACGAUCGCAUGUUCUAACCAGAAAAAGAGAAGAACUGGAUACUGUGUGAUAGUAGCUGGUCUAGCUUGGUGAGAAGAAUGAGCAACCACCAACGUAAUCAACCAAUACAGCAUGCUGGGAUCUACGACCGUUUCAGGGUGCGAGAUCAUGCCUCAAUCCACAUCGAGAAUAUGCUUCGAAGUAUGCCUCCCACUUCGCCGGAGCAUUGUAUAUUUAGGGUUCGUAAUCAACUGCGCGAAGUCAACGAGAAAGCCUAUGACCCAGAGAUCCUAGCCAUCGGCCCUUAUCACUAUGGAAAUGGCAAGUUCAAAUUCAUGGAGGAGCAAAAACUGCGAUACCUGCAGCAAUUGCUUGAUAGGAGAAAGGAGAGUGUCGACAGGUAUAUGCCGACUCUCAGGGAACUGGAACAGCGGGCGCGUAAUUGCUAUGCGGAAACCAUUGACCUCUCCCAAGAAAAGUUUCUUGCGAUGAUGCUCAUUGAUGGAUGUUUCAUCGUUGAGUUCUUCCGUAAGUACAAUCGGAUGAUAGCGACAGACAAAGACGACCCGGUUAUGAAUGAAUGUGGGAAUCGAAAUAGCAUUAGGCGCGAUUUACUGCUGCUAGAGAACCAACUCCCACUUUUCGUCUUGAGCAAGCUAUAUGACCUGACUGAGGACGAGCAUCAUGAGUUCAGCAAAGUCGUCAUCAUGUACUUCCAGGGUGAACGAAAAAACCCCGACCGAAAUUUGACGAUUGGCAACUGGGAACAUCUUCUGCAUCUGUAUCACGCGUGGUGCACUUCUGGCUUGCCUGAAACGCCCCACCUGAACUGCACACCAGUCAUGCCCUCGGCGACUGAGCUAACGGAGUCAGGAGUCAGGUUUAGGGCUGCGCAAGGGUGCGCACUGAGCGACAUCAAAUUCAAGAACGGGACACUCGAGUUACUGGCCUUCUGUGUAGAGGACGACACCGAAUCAAAUUUUCGAAACCUGAUCGCGUACGAGCAGCAUCAUCAAAGCAGAGACAUCAACUACUUCACAGAUUAUAUUACCUUCACGGAUUGCCUCGUAACCUCUAAAGGGGAUGUCGAGGUGCUUCGCCGCGCAGGGAUUAUUAAGAACUACUUGGGUGAUGACAAGGUGGUUGCGCAUAUGUUCACAGGACCUAUGACCACGUCACGGUAUCUUAUCCUUAUUAUUUCGAGAUCUUCAACAAUGUGAAUGCACAUUACACGAAGAAGUGGAACGCCUGGAUGGCGAAACUGAGGAGGGAAUAUUUCCAUAGUCCUUGGGCUUCCUUGUCCGUUCUCGCAGCCAUUGUGUUGCUCUUUCUCACAGUAGCACAAACAGUAUUUACUAUUCUUCCUUACACAAAGUGAGGUUAAAUGUGAUGAAUGCUGGAUCAUAUAUUUCCCCUGGACCAUCUACUUGUGUUCUAUAGCCAAUAGUAUUAUCUUGGUUUUCCAA
This is a messenger RNA of Eucalyptus grandis, 1469 nucleotides long. Its product is annotated as UPF0481 protein At3g47200. Bases 102 to 1223 code for a protein of 373 amino acids. NCBI's taxonomy places the organism in Eukaryota, Viridiplantae, Streptophyta, Magnoliopsida, Myrtales, Myrtaceae. The transcript has 2 exons. The record is from RefSeq and is a predicted model, not a curated record.